Molecule: messenger RNA, 1846 nt
Organism: Botrytis cinerea B05.10
Lineage: Eukaryota; Fungi; Ascomycota; Leotiomycetes; Helotiales; Sclerotiniaceae
Exons: 3
Coding region: 118-1662 (514 amino acids)
Source: RefSeq, a predicted model, not a curated record
GGUCACAUCCAAACACUUAUUUGUUGUAAGGACUCCAGAAUAGACUUGAUCGAUAUCUGCCAAUGUUGUAACGCUUUCCAUAUACCAUCCGAGGAGUGCGGGAACAUACUGAUUAAGAUGAGUGAGCGUGAGUCCCUGUCAGACUACAUGGUGCCCACGUUGUCGAAGGUCCCGAUAUAUCUAGAAACAAUACAGGAAAUCGACACCGAAAGUUCGACGAUAGUGACGCAGACCCUGGCUGUCGAUGGCUUUGAUGGUACUCGGGAAAAAGAUGACCAAACCUAUGGUCUUGUUCGACUCCCGACGUCAGGGAGGAAUAUUUCAUCGAGACAACUCCCACCAGGAAUUCCCAUGUGUAAGAUAAAACUUACUUCUGAAUUUGACUUCUGGGCGGAACAUCGUGUUAAUAUUAUGGUAGCUCCGCUACAUCAAUUUGCGGCCUCUCCUUUCAAUUCGAUACCGCUAUCUCCAACGUUUUCUGACUCCUCAGGCCAGUCUCUUCUGUUCGGCAUAUCGAAGAUAUCAGUAUUGUCGAAUCCUCCGCAUGAAGACGGAGACGAUUACCGUCUUGAAAAGUCAGACUUCAUACGCAAGGAGUUGAGGAAGCCGGUAUUUCCAAUCAAUGAAAUACACACGCUGGAAAGUCUGAUCGAUGACUUGCUCGAUGAAGGGCCAUCUCUAGAAUUUGAGAUUAUCACUUAUGCCCGGCUGGAUAAGAUAGUAGAGGAGAUCUUGCAACACGUAAGGAACAAUUUUCUCAGUCAAGGGCCUUCAUUUAGACGGAUUAUGAGAAAAGCACAAAAGCUUCGCGAACAAUGGAUUGGAACCUUCGGAGACAGAUUCAAUACCAUGGACGACGAGCGAUUGAAGUUCAUGAAGGAAUCUGGCUGUCUUCGGGAUAUAGAGCUACAGCCCACUUCUGAGUUAUCCAAAUUAGAUGGUCCUACGUGGAAAAUAAAAAGGGCCGCGACAUUCUCAGAGAAAGAAGCCAACGAGAAUUUCGAGCCAGGAGCAUGGUUUCUCAACACGCAUUGUGGGGUCCGUGACGGCAUUGUGCCCGACGCAAAGGAUGGGUUUACUUGGGGAGUGAAUGGUAAACCAGUGGCAUUUUCUAUGCUCUCUGGGUUUGAAAUUAAAGGUUCUGGGAAGAGACAAUGGGUACAUAUCAUCGAAUCGAGAGUCUACGCAUACCACGCUCGCCGGCUCACGUGUGUAGGGAAUGUGAUCAGACUUUUGCGGGGCUACAAAUUGAAAAGUGAAAGGGCACCCAGACUUGGGGUUCGAUUUGAUGGCCUCUACAAGAUCGAAAGUUGGGGCCAAGUCCUCUUGAAGCUGUCAGCGGGACCUAACAUCUAUCGUAACACUAUAACCCUAGUUGAACUCUCAGAACAAAAUACAAUGGAAGACCUGGAUGCAAUUCCAACCCCGUCGCAGAUGGACAACUUCAUCAUUUACAACAAGAUGAUUGAGAAUGAUAUCAAGGCACGUGAAGGUGAAGCUGCUUACAAAGAAUACAAGUCUUCGGAAGGUAAAAAGGAAGCGGCUCGAAAGGCUUUCGUAUCGAAAUUGAAGUCUUACGACCAGCCUGCAUAUAAAUUGCUAGAUUGCACGACUCACAGGCUUGAGAAUGCAUUUCCGCUUCCACUAUCAUUCGAACCAUAACGAACCACGCCAUAUCAAGUAUGCUUCGUCUGAAGAUGCACACAAUGUGUAAAACUGAAACGACAUUGUGAUUGGCAUGGUGGGAGUGGAUGUUGGAGGAGGGUGGGAGAAAGAGCGAGCCCCCGCUACAAUGAUAACGAAAUAUGAUACAUAACAUAAUAUAACAUAACGAAUUGACGAAUCA